Dermochelys coriacea (leatherback sea turtle) is the source of this 6643-nucleotide messenger RNA. It is a transcript of the gene MAFG, whose product is annotated as MAF bZIP transcription factor G. Gene Ontology annotation, molecular function: RNA polymerase II cis-regulatory region sequence-specific DNA binding; DNA-binding transcription factor activity, RNA polymerase II-specific. The coding region runs from base 589 to 1077 and encodes 162 amino acids. Lineage: Eukaryota; Metazoa; Chordata; Testudines; Dermochelyidae. The record is from RefSeq and is a predicted model, not a curated record. Gene Ontology annotation, cellular component: nucleus. Gene Ontology annotation, biological process: regulation of transcription by RNA polymerase II; regulation of epidermal cell differentiation. The transcript is spliced from 3 exons.
GCGGGUCGGGGCUGGGAGCGGUGACUAUCUACUUCCUGGGGCAGUCCAGCAGGGGAUUCUAGUAGAGCCAGUGGCUUUCCCCCUGCGCAGCUGCUUCUGGAAUCACCAUUCCUUGGACUUCACUGGUUUGGGUCCUCUGGACUCUCUGGCCCUCAGUGAUAAUUUUGACCACAGCCUGAAAGGGUCACAGGUAAGGGAGGCUGUUUUCAGGCCCCCUAUGGAGGAGAACACUUAAAUGACUCCACCUGGUUGGUAGUGCUUGGGGGUUCUGAGGAAGGGGGUGUCCGAAAGAGGCUCAGAGGUUGCCAAUGUGCUGAGUCAGCAUGACAGGCUUGGAACAACCAUGCUCUGGACCUAGCCUGCUGCCUGCCAAGCUAUUUUUAAAUAUGUGGCUUCCUUGUACUCUGACUCCUCCCAGUGUUUCUAAUCUUCUUCCCCCCCACCCCCUUUCCCUCCCCAGCCACUGCCAACACUUGGCUUAAGUCCUCACAGGCGCUCGGGUGAGGAAGGAGAAAGAUGAGCAGCAGCAGCAGCUUCUGCUGAGGGGCAGGAUCAGUUGCUUAUCCUGACUGACAAGGCUCUCGUGUUAUGACGACCCCCAACAAAGGAAACAAAGCCUUAAAGGUGAAGCGGGAGCCGGGCGAGAAUGGGACCAGCUUGACAGAUGAGGAGCUGGUGACCAUGUCUGUGCGUGAGCUGAACCAGCAUCUACGGGGCCUGUCCAAGGAGGAGAUCAUCCAGUUGAAGCAGCGUCGGCGCACGCUGAAGAACCGAGGCUACGCGGCUAGCUGUCGUGUCAAGCGUGUCACCCAGAAGGAGGAACUGGAGAAGCAGAAGGCAGAGCUGCAGCAAGAGGUGGAGAAGCUGGCUUCUGAGAAUGCUAGCAUGAAAAUGGAACUCGAUGCCCUCCGCUCCAAGUAUGAGGCGCUCCAGAACUUCGCCAGAACCGUGGCCCGGAGCCCUGUGGCUCCUGCACGGGGUCCCAUCUCCUCCAGCAUGGGGCCCCUCGUCCCUGGCAAAGUUGCCACCACCAGUGUCAUCACAAUAGUGAAAUCCAAAACGGACGCCCGGUCUUAGUAAAGCAACACUGCCUGGGCUUCUCUGUGCAGAGCAGUUAGGCGCAAAGCUAACCUGGAAUCCCCAAAGCACAAACCCCUUUCCUGUUGGGUCAGGACUCCCUCCUCUGAUCGGGACUGGCCUGCUGAUCACUCCAAUUUUGUGUUGUUUUGUUCAGAUUGAUAUAUCCAGUGGUGACACCCCCCCCAAUACUGUGCAAACGGAGCCUCCCACCUUUUGGUCUACAGCCCUCUGGGGCAUCCUUGGGAUAGAGACUGUGAAAGACCUUGGUGUUCUAGCCAAAGAAAUUCUGCACAGCAUGGAGGAAGGUGUGUGCUUGAGGCCCACGACACUUCUCAGUGGGUAGAGGAUGGGAGGGCAGAGGAGGCUCUGUGGCAGGGAGUUGGGAUUUCUGGUUUAAGUCACUUCCGAAGGAUUUAUUCCAUUAUACUUCCAAGUGGCAUAUCUCGGUGUCUGUUUGCCAGGUGCCCAAAUCUGCUGCUUCUGUCUCGCUUGGUAUCAGUGAUUGCCGCGGGGGGUAGUUUGUGUAGCUGAGUUUAACUUCUAGAUGUGCCACCUGUGUCCCAAACGCAGGUUUCCUUGUGACUUUCACUGCACCAGCCACACACAUGCGGUAAUGGAAGGGAGGAAACUGCAGUUCCCUGUUGUGUCUGCUCUGGAGACGGAGGGUGGGGAUGAUGGGGACAUUGUGGGGGGCCAGCAAUGGGGGGAGGAGGAGAUACCAUAGUGACUGAAGGCCAGUUUUGUGCCUAACAUGUUGCACUGAACAAGACCAAAAUCACUAGUUUUUCCCAUCUAUUGAGGGCAUCAAGUGUGUCUAGUGUGAUGGUUUACACAACCAGUUUGUGGUUAAAUAGUCCUUUUAUUUAAAGAGAGAACAUUCAUUUUAAGAGUUAUUAAAUUAUCUAAGUUUAAAUCAGACAGAAGAGAGCAUAUUUAUAGUUGGCUUUUUUACCCGAGCGGGCAGGAAUAUUUGACUAUAUAAAUGGAGAAAUAUUCUCAGACUCUGCUAGCUGAAAAGUAAAUAAAGAAAAAUAAUUUUAAAGUUUCUCAUGAACCUCCUGCAAACUCUGUGGCUCUGAGGUUAGUUUUUAUAAGAGUUAUCAGACUUUAUUUAUAAAAUUUAGAAAGACAAAAGAGGCAAGUCCUGUUUGAUAUCUUUUUUGCAAUUGUACCAAAAGUGACUUAUUCUUGAACUCGCUGGCUUCCUUCGUGUUCCCACUGUGUUGCGCUGUCUGUGCUCUCUGAGCUCUUGUGUGCGCUGUGAUGUGAUGGUGCCAAUAGCUGCCUUUGCUGUCUGGAUGUCCUGUCUUCAUGCUGCCUUUGCUUUCCCAGGGAUUGACAUGGGGCACUGUCCUAGGCCUGCAGUAGGUCCUUGGCACAUAGGUAAGGUUGCUCCCCAACCAGUGAGGGCCAAGAUCCCCCUGACCUUCCUAAACUGAAGUCAGAACAACUUGACGGGUGUGAACAGAUGGUGCCAUCUCUCCAGGAGCCUCUCCUUCUGCACCGUCCUUUUGUAUAGCCGAACAGCCUGUUUCCCUAGCUGGCAGCCAUCCUCCUCAGAGGUACAGCUGCUGCUGGGGGCUGUUGCUAACCAGGCUGUUCUUGGUAGCUCUGUUACCUGAACAUGGCAGACUGUUAGACUGUUUUCCCCCUACUCUUCAAGCGGGAAAGAUGGCAGGAAAGUGAAGCAAUGGAGACUGAUCCAAGAGGUCAUGUUUAGGAGGACCAAUGGGAAAUAGCUCUGGGCUUUGGUUUCCUUUUAGAUCCUACGCUAAGAACUUUUAAGUGCUCAUUAGAUGCUGGCCAUAAGCCUCAUGCAUUUCAGCAGGGCAGGUAGUCGCUAAGGUGCCACAAGUACUCCUUUUCUCUUUGCAGAUACAGACUAACACAGCUGCUACUCUGAAACCUUGCUGUUGAAUGUCUGCAUAGUACUGAAAGGGAAGCCAGGGCAUAGUUGCUUUCUUUCCUCUCCAUCCAACCUCCCCAACUUCCUGGUGCAGCUUCUUCUAGGUGUGAUGUGUAUGUUGGGCUGGCAUGUAGUUUGCAAGGCUAUGCGAUGGAGCUAAGAUGCUAUCUGAGGUCUCGAUCCCUUGCCACAAUCUGUUCCUCUGGCAGCUACAGCUCAUUGCUGUUACCCCCAGGUGGCAGGACAGUGGGAGGAGACCAGCCUGACAGGGACACUGAGCUCCAUGUGGUGAUCUCUGGGCUGCUGGAUUCAGGCUGAGUGUAGGGGACAAGAGUAUGUUGGUGCUGAGCUAGGCAGCUUAGGAGCCUGUUCGUAUUGCUGACCUUCUCUGGCUGGGCACAGAUUUCAUGCCCACCCCACUCAUGGGCAGAGAUUUUUGCUUUUUACUGAGAACAGGUAGGCCCGCCAACAGCCAAGCAUUCAGUAAGAAGAGGGAGGGCCAAGGACAGAUUGGAGUCUGAGCGCUCAGGGCAGAGCAGUAGUCCACUGUGGAGGAUUUUCCAUGAAGUCCACCCUUACUCCAGAGCUUGAGGGGUUUUUCUGCUUUGCUUUGAUCUGGGAUCCAGGAGGAAGCUGUUGGGGUUGAACUUCCCAGUGAGUUGCAUUGGACAGAGGAGAGGAUUGGGAUGUCUCCCACCUUCCCCAUGUUCCCCCUGCCAAGCCAUGGGGCUUUCUUUAGUCUCCAUUAUGAAAAGUAGGUGUCUUCAAUCUCUGGUCUCAGUCCCCAGGACCCUGCUGAGACUGUAACUCUCAAGAAGGGCUAGUGACUGUGGAGUGUGCAGUGUAGCUCCUUGGGAUUUAACUCCCCAGUUUUCUGGGUGGAGUUCAACUGCAGAACCCUGAAAUGAGCCCAGAAUACCAAGUCCUAACUCCCCUGAGAACCAUCUUGAAAUUGGGUACCCUACAUGAAGCUGAGUGCAGAAGGCAGUUCUGAGCCAACCUGGCAUGUCUGUCCUGCCUGGAAUGCAGGGGACACAGUUGCCAGGGGUAUAUAGCGAGCUGGGUGCUGUGCUCUAGCUACGAGAGGGUUUGGUUUGAGGAGGCCCCAUCAGUUUUUGUGCAACAGAAGGAGCAGGUGGCCAGAGAGAACCCUGUUAGUGGCUGCCAGUCCCUUUCUGUCCUACUCCAACCCUCAUCAAACAGCCUGGAACUUCCCUCCCUGACGGACAACAUCUCAUCCAUCAUCUGUCUUCAGAGGAGUCCUGGUGAAUGUGUUUACUGGGAGAGGAUGCUGUAGGGCUGGGUGCUGUGAGUGCUGGAGGACGGAGAGAGCAGGUGGCAGACACUGACUCAGACAGAAUCUUUUCCUCUUGAUGUUUUCUUUUAUUAUGCUUGUUAGUCUGUCAUCCCAAACAGCUCUCUGAUUGGCUGGGCAUAUUCAGUGACAUCACAUCUCUACAUAGAGGAUUUAGGCGCAAAGACAGCGAAGCUGUGGUUGUGUGAUGUGGAGUAAUAAACUCAGUGCUGGGAGCCAGGACUUCUGGGUUCCCCUCUUGGCUCAGCCACUGGCUCCAUGUGUGACUUUAUGCAAGUUGCUUCCCUUCUCUGUGCUCGAUGCUGUGCCCCGUGUCAGUGACCAGUGUGUUGGAGGGGCUCUGGGCAGCUCCCUGCAGGCUGUGCUGUGCCCUAAGUCAGUGGUUUUGGUUCUUUGGUUUUAGUGAAGUAUCAAAUCUGAAUACCUUCUUGCCCCUGUGUUCAGGGAAUCCCCUGUUUAUGCUGAAGGGGGCACUCCCCCACCCACCCCAGCACCAGUCAACUUCUUGUGUUUAUGGAUUGUCCCAGUGUGAGUCAGGCCCCCCCAACCCUUCACUUGAUUUCUCUAUCUCUCUCUCUCAUAUAUAAGUGUUUCAGAGUGUGACAGUUCUUGUUUUCAAGGUGCUUGUUCAUUUGGUUUCCUGCUGUGAAGGGUGUUGUGUUUUUUCUCUGGUACCUUUUUGAUGCAGCGGGUGGGGUUUUUGCUCCUGGCCUGGCUGCAAAGCAAACCCGUGAAGUGUAUCCACCCUCACGCGGCUGGGUGUAGGCGUGGCUGUCCCACCCAAGGCGUGCACAGGGACUUGUGUAUGUUGUGGUGAAUUGUGUAAAGUGAUCUCUUGGCUUAGGCAACAUGAUGGAUAUUUCUCUUUAGGGAGAGGAAGAGGCAGACUGCAGUGUGCAGGCAAGAGCUAGGACUGCUCUGUGAGGGUUCAUGCAGGUGGGGUGGGGCGGGGCACGCAGAGCACUCUCCCCUUGGGUCUGCUGGUCUGUGUGUGCGAGAUCCUGGAUGGUUACCGCCAUCCCUUUUUCUCUGGUAUGAAAUACAUGGGGGGGAGGAUUUGUGAAGAGCUGGGGGUGGCAUAUCUUUUCCAACCUUUUGUGAGCAGAGCCCCUCUUGCCCUCCCCCCACCACACCCCCAGUGGCCAGAGGGUAAUGGCUAGAUGGGGGCUGUGUCCUGUCCCUUCACCAGCCCACAAGGAGGACAUCGCUGGGAGGGGACUGGUCUUUUUGCUUACAGACGCCUUCCUGAAUGAAGCUCCGUGCUUCAAGCUGUGGUUUUCUGGCAGGAACAAACUAACACUCUCCCCUCAGAGGAAGGUUCCCUUCCUGCCAGGGUACACUGCUGCCUCCCACCAUAGUAAAGGGAAGGGUGGGGACCUGUGGGUACACUGUGACUCCCCUCCCCACUCAGAUAUCAGGAGGUAGUGCUGGGUCCCUUUCAGCUGCAGGGCUGGCAGGUGUUAAGGGGCAGCCUGGCUGGGGCAAUAUUCUCUUCUCAGUAGGUGACGUUGCUCCCUGUGGGAGUAAGGAGCAGUCAGGUUGGCUGCCUGGGGUGCAUGAGUGAGCUUUGGAUGCUUGUCUGAUAUCUCUGGCUACAGCCUGUGUGAAUGAUUCUGCAGCCCCAGUUCCUUCCUGAGGCAGCCACGUGAACCGCUCCCCAGUGGAGGGCAGUAUUGUGCUGCCAUGAACUCAGAGUACAAUGGUGGGGCAGUGGGAGUGGAGUCCCUGCCCUAUUCCAAGGGGAGAAGGAACUACCAAACUGCUGAGCCCUGCCUGAAGUGUGACCUCACUGCAGUCUGCCGGAGUUUAUUACACCCUUGGCCAAACUGGAAUGUUAUUGGAGAAAUAACAUCCUGAGCACAAAGUGAUGGGACAAGGGCACCUUGGCCGUUCCCAGGCUAUGCUGCCCUGCAGGGUCAAUAUUGGCUUGUGUCAAACAUGAGGACCGGGCCUGCAAGGCUCAGUUCUGAAUCAUGUAUUUGCUUCUUUUCAGUUUUAAAAGGACUCUACAAUGGUUUAAAAAAAAAAAUAUUUUAUUAAACAGAAUCUAAUUUGUAAAUAUAAAAAAUGACUAGGAAUGGGGGCAAGAUCUCUAUGACAGGGGUGUAAUAAAAUGUUCAGUCCAAGGCUUUUCUAUAACAAAGCCAAGCCCAGCUAAUAAUCAGUAUUUAUUACUAAAUUAUUGUCCUUUUUCAACCUGUAGAUAGGUAUCUGUUGAUAACUGUCGGGGAUUUGCUGUUGCGGCCCCGUUGGAGGUGGUGUUAAUUUAUUCUGUAUAUAGUGUAUGUUUGUUGAUAUGAGGCUUUCUUUAUUUUGUAUAUGACCAAUAAACUUCUUUUAAA